CUUUCCCGCCCUUUUACGCCUCCUGUUCCACAUUCUCUUUUGUCUCCUCCUUUUCCCUCCGCAGAGCCGGACUGGGCGUCGCUGACUUUAGGUGUGUUUGUUUGCCAGGCCUGCUCACUCCUGCAUCGGAGCAUUCCCCACAUCAGCCGGGUCAAGUCCAUCCAGGAAACAUGGGACGCAAGUGAUGUGGAGCUGGUGGCUGCUCUCGGAAACACAGCAGCCAAGGCCAAAUAUGAGCAGAAGGUCCCCGCUUUCUACUACAGACCAACACACACAGACUGCAAGCUGCUGAGAGAGCAGUGGAUCAGAGCCAAGUACGAGAGAAAUGAGUUUGAGUUUAUCGAGAAACAGGAGCCUUACUCUUCAGGGUACAGAGAGGGGUUUCUAUGGAAACGAGGAAGAGACAACGGUCAGUUUCUCAGCAGAAAGUUCAUCUUGUCUGAGAGAGAGGGAGCACUAAAAUACUUCAACAAGCAGGAUGCAAGGGAUCCUAAAGCAGUGAUGAAAAUUGAGACCCUCAAUGCCACUUUCCAACCAGCCAAGAUCGGCAACCCCUGUGGUCUGCAAAUCACCUACCUGAAAGAUAACAGCACAAGGAACAUCUUCGUCUACCACAGCGAUGCUAAGGAAAUGGUGGACUGGUUCAAUUCUAUCAGAGCAGCCAGGUUCCACUACCUACAGGUAGCCUUCCCUGGAGCGAGUGAUGAGGAGCUGGUGCCCAAACUGACCCGGAACUUCAUGAGGGAAGGCUUCAUGGAGAAAACAGGUCCAAAGGUUUGUGCUGUAUUUAUAUCAUUCACUCCUUUAAAAAAAAAAGAAAAUACUGUAUGGAGGUCAAGCAUUAAAGGUCAUAUAUUAUCCUACUUUUUAACAAGUUUAAAUAAGUCUCAAAGCUCCCCAAAACAUAUCUGUGAAG
Labrus bergylta (ballan wrasse) is the source of this 916-nucleotide messenger RNA. NCBI's taxonomy places the organism in Eukaryota, Metazoa, Chordata, Actinopteri, Labriformes, Labridae. The record is from RefSeq and is a predicted model, not a curated record.